Messenger RNA from Prunus avium (sweet cherry), 1260 nucleotides. RefSeq lists its product as uncharacterized. Lineage: Eukaryota; Viridiplantae; Streptophyta; Magnoliopsida; Rosales; Rosaceae. The record is from RefSeq and is a predicted model, not a curated record.
AUGGAGGAUUUGAUGAACCCGUCUCAACAUGUUGACAAAGUUAUUAAUCGACAAUCAAAGGAAGACAUUUUGAAAAACCGGUUACGGCUCAAGACAACGAUAAAGUGUGUUCGGUGGCUUACAUAUCAGGCAUGUGCUUUUAGGGGUCAUGAUGAAUCUUUGGAUUCUAAAAAUCGUGGAAAUUUUAUUGAAAUGGUCAAGCAUACAGCAAAGUUUAAUGAUGAGGUGGCUGGAGUUGUUUUAGAGAUUCAAAAGGAGAUUUUAAAUAUUCUCGCAAACAAAGUGAGAAAAAAAAUUCGUGAAGAAGUUGGGCAUGCUGCUUUUUGUAUCCUUGUUGAUGAAUCACAAGAUACGUCAAAUAGAGAGCAAAUGGCUAUUGUUUUAAGAUUUGUUGAUAAUGAUGGUUUUCUACGUGAACGUUUUUUUGACAUUGUGUGGGUUGAAGACACUACUGCAUCAACACUUCAAAAAGAGAUCAAGAAAGUACUUGAUCUCCAUGAAUUAUGCAUUGACAAGAUGAGAGGUCAAGGUUAUGAUGGUGCUAGUAAUAUGCAGGGUGCAUGGAAUGGGCUACAAGCAUUAUUUCUUAGAGAUUGCCCAUAUGCAUAUUAUGUACACUGUUUUGCUCAUCAACUACAGUUAGCAUUAGUUUCAGCAUCAAAAGAAGUGGCUACAAUUUGGUUAUUCUUUUCAUCAUUGAAUUCAAUUGUCAAUGUCAUUAGGGCUUCUCCAAAACGUCAUACUGAGUUACAAGUUGCUCAAUCAAUGAAUAUUGUAGAGCUGUUGAUUGCUGGUGAAAGAGAGACUGGUAGAGGAGCUAAUCAAAUUGGUACCUUGCAUCGACCUGGAGCUACUCAGUGGAGUUCUCAUUACGAUUUUGUUUGUGAUUUAAUAGAAAUGUAUGAUGCAGUUUGUAUAGUUCUUGAGAAUAUAAAGGAGGAUGGAUCCACAGGCUCCUUACGUGGGGAAGCUACAGGUGGAUACAAUGCGAUUAGGCAAUUCGAAUUUGUAUUCAUCUUGCAUCUAUUGAAAGAAAUUAUGGGACUCACAGAUAUUCUUUAUCGAGAACUACAACAUAAGUCUCAAGACAUUGUGAAUGCUAUGAACCUAGUUGGUACAACAAAAGAUGUCCUUGGAAAAUUGAGAUUAAAUGGUUGGGAAACUUUUAUUGGGAAAGUAGAUUUGUUUUGCAGGAAACAUGACAUUGAUAUGCCUGAUAUGAAUGCUCAAUAUAAAGUGGGAACCGGUCGUUCUUGUUAA